GAAUCUUGGGUCCUCGGCGGUCGAGACUCGAACUCGCUCCCCGUCCGAUGCUAUGAUUGACCUCUCUCUCGUGUACUUCCUGCGGGGCCUUUACGAAGCCCGUCGAGCUCGUCGUGCAGGAUUCUGCGAUCGACUGCCAGUAAUAAGAUCCUCGAUCGCGGACGGGACGAGGCAGGGGAGGGGAGGGUUGGGUGGAGUUGCCUGUUUCUUGACGCCGGACAACUCGUAGAACUCGGAUCGAUGUCGCUGAACCGUGAACUUUGAAUGAGAUAGUGCCCUUUGGUGCGUUGGCAAUUUUCCCGAUGGCUACCAGGACCACGUCUGUGAUGCCCCCUCGAUCUGCAGCUGUAACUAAAGGUUACAGUUUCGCAUCCACAUGGGAGCAGAAUGCGCCACUUACAGAGCAGCAGCUUGCUGCAAUUAAUGCCCUCGCUCAUGCCGCAGCUGAGCAUCCAAUGCCGUCUCAUGUGGUCAGAGAUGUGCCAAUUGUCAAAGACCAGGAUACUCCAAAUGGUGCAAGCGACUUGCCAGAGCAGUUGACAGAGCUUGUUUUACUGAACAGCCACCAGUUUUACAAGUGGCAUAAAGACUUGGAAGCUGCGAUGAAGUCAGAGACCGAGGAGAAGUACAGACAAUACGUGAACUCUCUCACUGGAGCUCUUCAAAUCUGUGAUACAACACUUGGUCAACUGGAUAGCACUCUAUCUCGAUUCGAUGACUUGCAAGAACAGCACCAAGCUGUUGCCACGAAAACGAAAACACUUCAUGAUGCCUGUGAGAGACUGGUCAUGGAAAAGGAGAGGUUGGUGGAGUUUGCUGAUGCUCUAAGGAACAAGCUGAACUUCUUCGAUGAGCUGGAGAACAUUGCAACGCAAUUUUAUGCCCCGACUAUGAGUGUUGCGAGUGGGCAGUUCCUUCCGUUAUUGAAGCGGUUGGAUGAAUGUCUCUCAUAUGUAGGCAACAAUCCUCAGUACGCAGACUCGGCUGUGUAUCUCGUCAAAUUUAGACAGAUACAGUCUCGAGCUUUGGGAAUGGUUCGGACUCAUGUUCUCGCUGUCUUGAGAAGUGCUUCAGUUCAGGUUCAAACAGCUAUAAAGGACAGUUUCGGUGGGAAUGGUAGAACAUCACUAUCCGAAGGUGCAGAAACAUCAGUACUGUACGUGAGGUUCAAGGCUGCAGCUAGCGAGCUGAAAAUAAUCAUGGAGGAGCUAGAGAGUAGAGGUUCGCGCAAGGAGUACGCUCAAGUUCUUACAGAUUGCCACACACUCUACUGUGAGCAGCGUUUGUCACUUGUGCAAGGAGUAGUAUCUCAGCGUUUAUCUGAGUAUGCUAAAAAGGAAGCGUUGCCCUCUUUAACCAGAUCUGGUUGUGCAUACCUCAUGCAGGUAUGCCAGCUUGAACACCAGUUAUUUGAUCACUUUUUUCCAACAUCUUCAGCCGAGGCUGCGACUCUCGCCCCUCUUGUAGAUCCUCUGUGCACCGCGCUUUAUGACACUCUACGGCCAAGGAUGAUACAUGAAGCUGAUCUUGAUCUCCUUUGCGAGCUUAUUGAUAUAUUAAAGGGCGAGGUUCUAGAUGAACAAAUAGGUCGGAGAGGGGAGUCUGUAGCUGGUCUUCGUCCAACCAUAUUAAGAAUUCUUGGUGAUGUGCAAGAAAGACUUACUUUUCGAGCGCAGACAUAUAUGCGUGACGAGAUUGCUAAUUAUCUACCGACUACGGAGGAUCUUGAUUACCCUGCGAAGUUGGAAAACGCAGCAGAGACCGGAGGAUCUGAGGAUGACGAUGGGAGAGAAGCACUCUCGGUCUGGUAUCCUCCUCUCGAGAAAACUUUGUCAGUACUUUCUAAACUGUAUCGCUGCAUCGAGCCUGCGAUCUUUACAGGUCUUGCCCAGGAUGCGGUUGGAGUUUGCUCUAUAUCAAUUCAGCGCUCAAGCAGGCUUAUAGCAAAAAGGGCAUCUCCCAUGGAUGGGCAACUAUUUCUGAUCAAGCACUUACUCGUACUUCGAGAACAGAUUGCACCUUUCGACAUUGAGUUCUCGGUAACGCACAAGGAAUUGGACUUCACGCAUUUGCUUGAACAUCUUCGCCGAUUCUUUAGGGGACAAGGCCAUGUAUUUGACUUCACAAGCAGGAGUGCUUUGGCUCGUACUUUCACACCUCGUGUUUUAGAGAAUCAAGUUGAUGCUAAGAAGGAGCUAGAAAAGAAUCUAAAACUUACGUGUGAGCAAUUUAUAAUGUCGGUGACCAAACUUGCUGUUGAACCCAUGUUGUCUUUCAUCACCAAGGUUACAGCUCUGAAAGCCUCUAUGACAGCAAGUGCUAGAAUUCGAGCCACAGAUUCCGAAGAGCCGAAGGCAUUGAAAGAACAAGCAUUUGCAACUCCUGAGAAGGUUGCAGAGAUGAUCUCAAAGGUUAAUGAAACGUUGAAGGAUGUUUUACCUGGAGUGGUGAUCAAGAUGAAACUCUAUCUUGAAAACUCUUCCACUCGUUCUAUCCUCUUCAAACCUAUCAAGUCUAACAUUGUCGAGGCCCAUGGACAAGUUUUAGGAAUAGUAGAAACUGAAUAUACGUCAGAGGAUGCAGAAAGUCUUCAUCUCACAAAAAUUUCUGAUCUGCAAGCCUACUUAGAUGAACUUUGCUGAGUUAAUCUUGUAGAAUCUGUACCUGUGCAAGACUUUUGCGGCCUUUCCAAGCAGGUUCCACCAUAUUUUCAUCACGUUAUAGUGGGAGGUCACACAUAUUUUGUUUCUAGGUAUGUUUUCUCUCCAAGGGCGAAAGAUUAUUGGGAGAACUUAGCUGGACUUGGCCCGGAUUAGAUACCUCUAUGUGUCUCAAGAGGUUUGUAAAUAGUGACUAGGUUGGGAAUGUCAGCCUUUACUGUCAAGAAAAGCAGUUUCUACUGAAUACACGUCGUAGGAGUUGAAAGCUUUAGGGAUUAGGACUAUUUAUUGAUGGGUUGAUUACUCGAUCAUCCGUCCCAUAGUACAUAGCCGUAUAGCAGAGGCGUAGGUACCUUCGAGAUUUAUUGGCAAGUUGAUCAUUUUGUAACAGACGUUGAGGAGUUUGAAGAGACGGAGAGUAGAAUUGAAGAGCUUAAAAGAUAUCAGUGUUAGAAAUUAGCUGCUUUUUACUGCUGUAUACCAAAUUCAUCUCUGUCAUAAGAAUCUGUCAUUAUCGGAACAGAGAUUAUUUUGCUGGUAUUCAAAGGCAGACUUGAAGCAAAGCAUUUUGGGUCCCCAUCGGACAUCUUAGUUGACGUUCCAUUCUCCCAAAUCCUUUGUUUAUGUUAGUGAGUACAGCGUGUGGUCAUGUCUUGAGUGUCUCGUCGGACGAUAUUAUAUAUCGAUUUUAAACUUGAGAUAAUGUACUUUUUGUGAC
This is a messenger RNA of Marchantia polymorpha subsp. ruderalis, 3378 nucleotides long. Lineage: Eukaryota; Viridiplantae; Streptophyta; Marchantiopsida; Marchantiales; Marchantiaceae. The record is from the annotation of a GenBank genome assembly.